AUGGCUGACCGUGGUGCAAGCGCCCCCGCCCGUGGAGGUGGUGGUUUCGGAGCUCGUGGCGGCGACCGUGGUCGUGGACGUGGCCGUGGUCGCGGACGUCGCGGCGGCAAGAGCGAGGAGAAGGAGUGGCAGCCCGUCACCAAGCUCGGUCGUCUCGUGAAGGCCGGCAAGAUCAGCUCCAUGGAGGAGAUCUACCUUCACUCCCUGCCCAUCAAGGAGUACCAGAUUGUCGACUUCUUCCUGCCCAAGCUCAAGGAUGAGGUCAUGAAGACGACGACGCAACAAUCGCCCAAUGCAGAUGAGAUUUGGGUUCUUCGGAGUCUAUGGGAUAUCAAAUUGGUUUUGGAGAGGAAGGGAAAUGCUAAUUCGUCGUUUUUCUUUCCCCAAUUGCAGAUCAAGCCCGUCCAGAAGCAGACCCGUGCCGGUCAGCGCACGCGUUUCAAGGCCAUCGUCCUCAUCGGUGACUCUGAGGGCCACGUCGGUCUCGGAAUCAAGACCUCCAAGGAAGUCGCUACCGCUAUCCGCGCUGCCAUCAUCAUCGCCAAGCUUAGCGUCAUCCCCGUCCGUCGCGGAUACUGGGGAACCAACCUCGGUGCCCCCCACUCCCUGCCCACCAAGGAGUCUGGAAAGUGCGGUUCCGUCACCGUCCGUCUCAUUCCCGCCCCCCGCGGUACCGGCCUUGUUGCCUCUCCCGCCGUCAAGCGUCUUCUCCAGCUCGCUGGUGUCGAGGACGCCUACACUUCCUCCGCCGGUUCCACCAAGACCCUCGAGAACACCCUCAAGGCCACCUUCACCGCCGUCUCCAACACCUACGGCUUCCUUACCCCCAACCUGUGGAAGGAGACCAAGCUCAUCAGAUCGCCUCUCGAGGAGUACGCGGACACCCUGCGUGAGGGCAAGAAGUACUAG
Messenger RNA from Colletotrichum godetiae, 909 nucleotides. RefSeq names its product ribosomal protein S5, N-terminal domain-containing protein. Gene Ontology annotation, molecular function: structural constituent of ribosome; RNA binding. The record is from RefSeq and is a predicted model, not a curated record. Lineage: Eukaryota; Fungi; Ascomycota; Sordariomycetes; Glomerellales; Glomerellaceae. Gene Ontology annotation, biological process: translation. The coding region runs from base 1 to 909 and encodes 302 amino acids. The transcript has 3 exons. Gene Ontology annotation, cellular component: ribosome; cytosolic small ribosomal subunit.